AUGUCAGGUCUAGACGUUGAAGCCCUUCUUGACUCUACCGCGAACGACAGCACCGAUGCCAAGGAGUCCACCCGAGCCGCCGACCGAGAUGACCGCCACAAGAGCGAGCGCAGUGAACGUCGCGAACGCGAUCGCAUUAGAGACAGAGACAGAGAUGGCAGCCGGGAUCGGGACCGCAAACGAAGAGAUUGGAGCAGAGACCGCACUCGACGUGACAAAGAUGCCGAUGGAGAUGAAGUCAUGAAGAGCCCGCAUGGCAGUGCCACCGGCAGCUCAAAGGGCAGAAAGCGAAGCAGAAGCAGAGACAGCGAACGCCGGAGUUCCCGCCGAGACCGGCCUCGAGAACCCAUGGACCCCGAUGAUGCAUUCCGUGCUUCUGCCGGUGACUACUAUCGCGGAAGUGGCCGUCCGCGUACUAGGUCGAGAUCUCCUGACGGUGAUAGGUACUAUCGCCCAUCCGGACGCGGCCGACGUGAGCGCGAUGAUCGCCGAGAUGGCCGAAGGCGCAGCCCAAGCCCCAAGCGACAGAGGAGCAAGUCGAAGACUCCACAGCUGACAGAGGACGAGCGUGAUCGUCGAACAGUUUUUGUCCAGCAGCUUGCUGCUCGUCUUCGAACUAAGGAGCUGAUAGCAUUCUUCGAGAAGGUCGGACCUGUCAAAGAGGCACAGAUCGUGAAGGAUAGGGUUAGUGGUCGGUCAAAGGGGCAAGUACUACUCAAAAUCUCUGUCGGUUACGUUGAGUUCAAGAACGAAGAGUCUGUCCAGCUUGCUAUCCAGCUCACCGGCCAGAAGCUCCUAGGCAUUCCGAUCAUUGCGCAACUCACUGAAGCCGAGAAGAACCGCCAAGCGCGCAACGGUGAGGGUACUACUAGCGCUGCAUCAGGUGUCCCCUUCCACAGGUUGUAUGUCGGCAACAUCCACUUCAGCAUUACCGAAAGCGACCUCCAGAACGUGUUCGAGCCUUUCGGAGAACUCGAGUUCGUUCAGUUGCAGAAGGAAGAGCAAGGACGUAGCAGGGGCUAUGGUUUCGUUCAAUUCCGUGAUCCAAAUUCUGCUAAAGAGGCUCUAGAGAAGAUGAACGGUUUCGAUCUCGCUGGCCGUCCCAUCCGUGUCGGCUUGGGCAAUGACAAGUUCACCCCAGAGUCCACUGCCAACCUGCUCCAGCGCUUCCAAGGCCAAGGUCAGCCCAACUUCCAGGGAUCGGCAUUCUCCGGCAGUGGCGGGCGCGGUGCUCACGCAGGAGGCUCGGGCGGCAACUUCGACCGUGCGGGCGGCCGUGAUAGCGACAAGGGAGCUGGCGGUGCCAGUGCCCUCGAUGACACCGACGUUGCAGGCGUGAACUUCAACAACUACAGCAGAGACGCUCUUAUGAGGAAGCUCGCUCGAACGGACGAGCCUGAUUCCGCUGCCGACAAGGCCAAGAUUGCUAGGCCUAGAGCCGAGGCGAAGCCCAUGCCAGUUAACGUUAGCCAGGCAAGCAGGUGUGUCGUCCUGAGGAACAUGUUCGAUCCCGCCGAGGAGGAAGGUGAUGCUUGGAUCAAAGAACUCGAAGAUGACGUCAAGGCUGAAUGCGAAGACAAGUACGGUCACGUCGUUCACAUUGCUGUAGAUCCGAACACCCAAGGCGACAUCUAUCUCAAGUUUGACCGGGUUCAAGGCGGCGAAAACGCGAUCAAGGGCCUUAACGGACGGUUCUUCGGCGGUCGCCAGAUCAGCGCACAGCCAGUCGUUGAUGCUGUCUACAGCAGUUUGUACACGCGCACGAAGGCUCUUUAG
This is a messenger RNA of Coniosporium apollinis CBS 100218, 1776 nucleotides long. RefSeq lists its product as uncharacterized. Bases 1 to 1776 code for a protein of 591 amino acids. The record is from RefSeq and is a predicted model, not a curated record. Gene Ontology annotation, molecular function: RNA binding. The transcript has 5 exons. NCBI's taxonomy places the organism in Eukaryota, Fungi, Ascomycota, Dothideomycetes. Gene Ontology annotation, biological process: mRNA processing. Gene Ontology annotation, cellular component: nucleus.